AUGAUGAUCCUGUCUGGCACCCUCGGUCUUCACACCACCUUGCUUCUCGGCUUGAUUUUCACCGUCUGGUUCUACGCCGAUGAGCUCGCUUCCUGGAAACUCCGCAAGAAGCUGGAGCAGGUUGACCGCAGGAUGCAGCUCAAGACUGGCGAAGGCAUCCCUCAGCAGAAAUCUGACAAUUCUAUCUCCACGUCCCUAAACAUCGACAAAUUCCUGGCUACCAAGGAUUCUCGCUUCGAUCUGUCUGACACGCCUUGGUCUGCCGUCAACAUGAAAAGCCCUACUGCCAACGAAGACUAUUCUGCUUCCACUUCCUCCAAAUUCAAGAGCAAAGUCUGUGACGCUGUCAUGACUCCUACAGAAAGCGUCUUCUCCCAGAAGUCUUCUCGUGCUGCUGGUAGCAACUGGUACUCUCCUCGUAUUCAAACUGGAGGCGUUGUGUCUAACAAGACCAAAGCUUCUGCCACAGAAGACAAAUAA
Messenger RNA from Aureobasidium subglaciale EXF-2481, 480 nucleotides. RefSeq lists its product as uncharacterized. The record is from RefSeq and is a predicted model, not a curated record. Lineage: Eukaryota; Fungi; Ascomycota; Dothideomycetes; Dothideales; Saccotheciaceae. Bases 1 to 480 code for a protein of 159 amino acids. The transcript has 2 exons.